Molecule: messenger RNA, 1800 nt
Organism: Gregarina niphandrodes
Lineage: Eukaryota; Apicomplexa; Conoidasida; Eugregarinorida; Gregarinidae
Product: putative collagen-binding adhesin
Exons: 1
Coding region: 1-1800 (599 amino acids)
Biological process (GO): regulation of transcription by RNA polymerase II
Cellular component (GO): chromosome
Molecular function (GO): chromatin insulator sequence binding
Source: RefSeq, a predicted model, not a curated record
AUGGGCUUUAAAUGCAAAUUAUGUGCAAGAGAGUAUGUGAGGAAGGAAGGUCUUAGGUACCAUAUGCAACGGAAGCACCCAGUGGUGGACGUGCCUGCAAAUUUCGUUUGUGAAAUCUGUGGAGUGGCCUGGCGGUGGCAAUUUGAGUUGAAUAAACAUGCGAAAUCCGUCCAUAAAAAACCCUAUGGAUGCCACAUCCCUGACUUGUUAACUUCCAGAGGGUACCCGGCAUGCCGCUUGACUUUCGGUCGACUAAGCCAGCUCUGGUGGCAUGCAUGCGUCGCCCAUAAGAGCGUUUGUGACAAAAGGCUACUUCGCCAAAUCAUGGCCCGAACCGAAGUGCGGGCCGCCAUGCCCGCUGUCUGGUCCCCCUCGCUUGCAGGUACUCCUACGACUGCGGAGAGCCCCGCACUUCCGGAGAGCCCCGCACUUCCGGAGAGCCAGACAAUCGCGGAGAGCCCGACAAUCGCGGAGAGCCCGACAAUGGCGGAGAGCCCGACAGUGGCUGAAAGCCCGACAGUGGCUGAAAGUCCGACAGUGGCUGAAAGUCCGAUUGUCUUUACAGUUCCUGAGGAUCUCACCUCGGGGAAUUCCACUCCCGGGAGGUCUGCAACGCUAGACCGACCACCCUCCCACCAGGCUUUCGACGAACCGUUGGGGUCUGGGGCCGGGACCAAACUAACCCCAGUGGGUCGACCGCCAGUGGUCGAAGACACACCGUUAAUCCGCCCGACGGCAACCACUAAGAGGUCGGGAAUGAGUUACCUGCCGAGCUUCAACUUGAGUUACCCGGCGUCAGGCAGCCUCUCUGUAGCACUUGACGUUCAGGUCUCGACACCCGAGAGAGCAAUGAUGACUGGAGUAGGAGACGCUGCUGGUGAAAAAGCUCGUGAAGAAGCAGCUGGAAAGGGUGAAGUAGGAGCAGAUGAAGGUGAGGAAGUUUCCUUGAACGAGGAGUCGCCUAAGGCUCCAUUGGUAGCAAUAUCUGCCAGUUUGUUUGACACACUGUCGCAGCACGUGGGGACGAAUCAUGCAGUGCCGGAAGGAGUAAAACCGGAGCAGGCGAUUUGUCCAUUUGACGACUGCGAGGAAGUCUUCAACGCUCGCGGCACGUGGCUGGCUCACUUGCAGAAGCACGAGGAUCCGCCAUUUGGGUGUGAGCAGUGUCUGCGACGGUUUGUCACCUUCAAGAAGUUGGUGGAACACUGGAAAAGCUCCGAUACGUGCGAAAGGGCGAAGCUGAAACGUAACCGGCAGCCGACCGAUGGUCCUAUAUAUAGCUGCCACAUGUGCGACAAGUUGUACAGGCAGCGAGGCAGUCUUAACAGCCACCUACGCUCCACUCACUCGACAGAUGCCAAGGUUUUAAAGUGCCCCUAUUGCGACUAUACCUCGAUCUACAAAACCACCAUGCAACGGCACGUACUCAGUGAAGAAAGACGCGCGAAAACGAGUGGCACCACCGAUCCGGAACUGUGGCAAAGUGUGGAGGUUAGGAAGGAACCCACUGAAGACCCAGAACGGAAACUAUUUGAAAUGAGACCAACCCGCCCCGCACCAAAAUAUGCCCAGUUGUUUCAAGAAGAAGAGCUCCCCUCGACGGCUCUCGACUCCCCCCAAUUUCCAGAUGAGCUUCCUGACACCUCUGCUGCAACUGACGGAAGCCUUGCGAUGCAGGCAGAAAUUCUGACCGAGAGCACCACGACGGACGCGAUGGCGAGCGCAAGUGUCACGUAUGGUCGGAUGAUGGAAGCGAGCAUGAAGGAGUCGAGGUGUGACGAAGGAGUCGAGGCACGAUGA